Messenger RNA from Scleropages formosus (Asian bonytongue), 4587 nucleotides. RefSeq names its product B-cell lymphoma/leukemia 11A-like. The transcript has 3 exons. Gene Ontology annotation, biological process: regulation of transcription by RNA polymerase II; negative regulation of dendrite development. NCBI's taxonomy places the organism in Eukaryota, Metazoa, Chordata, Actinopteri, Osteoglossiformes, Osteoglossidae. The record is from RefSeq and is a predicted model, not a curated record. Bases 369 to 2813 code for a protein of 814 amino acids. Gene Ontology annotation, molecular function: RNA polymerase II cis-regulatory region sequence-specific DNA binding; DNA-binding transcription factor activity. Gene Ontology annotation, cellular component: nucleus.
UCUAUUUUUCAUGUCCAGCCCCUAAUGAGUGUCCAUUGGUGUUGUUAUUCUCCUUCCCUCCUCCCACUCCACGCUUCGCCCUGCCCAUGUUUUGUAUGUCCGUGUCCAUCCAUCUCCUGACGUUCAAGUUCGCAGGGACGUCACGUCCGCACUUGAACUUGCUGCUCAGGGGGGCUUUUGCCAUUUUUUCAUCUCUCUUUUCAAAAAAGCCAUGUCGGCUGUCCCACAAUCCAUCUUCUCCGCGCCAUCUUUGCAUUAUCCCUAAUUUAUUUCGGAUGUCAAAGGCGUUGAUGAAGAUAUUUCCUCUGGAGUCUCCCCGUAACCCGGCUCUCCCGAUGUGACCGAGCUGAACAGCACCGCCGACCACCAUGUCUCGCCGCAAGCAGGGCAAACCCCAGCACUUGAGCAAACGGGACUUCACGCCGGAGCCCCUCAAUGCCAUUGUCCAAGAGGAGCAGCAGGAGCACCGAGUUCUGGUCGCUCCGGAAGGGGACCAGGACCUCCUCACCUGUGGCCAGUGUCAGAUGAACUUCCCUCUGGGAGAUAUCCUCUUUUUUAUCGAGCACAAAAGGAAGCAAUGCAACGGCGCUUUGUGCGCGGACAAGGCUGUGGAUGGGCCGCCCUCGCCCCGCUCUCGGGCCGAGCCACGCCGGGCCUCCAACCCCGUGGAGGUGGGCAUCCAGGUCUCUCCGGAGGAUGACGAUUGCUUGUCCACGUCCUCCCGGGGAGUUUGCCCUAAACAGGAAAACAUCACAGGUAAAGAUGAGCCCAGCGUCUACACUUGCACAACCUGCAAACAGCCGUUCAGCAGCGCCUGGUUCCUGCUGCAGCAUGCCCAGAACACGCACGGUUUCCGCAUCUACCUGGAAAGUGAGCACGGCAGCCCCCUCGCACCCCACGUGGCCGUUGCCCCGGGGAUGGGCGCCGACUGCGCUCCUCAGCCACCGCUGCAUGGCCUGCAUUUGGCAGAUGGCGGUCCCUUCGGCCUGAUGCGGCUGCCAGGCUCCAUGCCAGGCAGGGAGGCUCCGCCCAUGAGGGAGGGUCGCUACCCGCUGACACCUCCGCUCUUCAGCCCUCCGCCACGCCACCACCUGGACCCGCAGCGCAUGGAGCACCUGAGCCCGGAGGAGCUGGCGCUGGCCGCCGCCCACCACCCGAGUGCCUUUGACAGGGUGCUGCGCCUCAACCCCUUGCCCCUGGACCCGCCGCCCACCAUGGACUUUUCACGGCGGCUGCGGGAGCUGGCCGGCAACCCCUCAGGGUCCUCGCCGCCCCUGUCGCCCAAGCGGCCGAGUCCUAUGCAGCGGCUGCUUCAGCCGUUCCAGCCGGGUUCUAAGCCGCCCUUCGUGGCCACUCCGCCCUUGCCCGCAACGCAGUCACCCUCUGGCUCCCAGUCGACCCCCAACCACCAGCAGCAGACCACACCUCUGAAGACCAAGUCCUGCGAAUUCUGCGGGAAGACCUUCAAGUUCCAGAGCAACCUGAUCGUGCACCGGCGCAGCCACACGGGGGAAAAGCCGUACAAGUGCCACCUCUGUGACCAUGCCUGCACCCAGGCCAGUAAACUGAAGCGCCACAUGAAGACACACCUGCACAAAUCCUCACCUAUGACCGUCAAGUCGGAUGAUGGGCUGUCGGCCACUAGCUCUCCAGAGCCCGGCACCAGUGACUUGGUGGGCAGUGCCACCAAUGCCCUCAAGUCAGUGGUGGCCAAGUUCAAGAGUGAGAACAAUUGCAUGAUCCCCGAGAACGGUGAGAAUGAGGAUGAGGAGGAAGAUGAGGAGGAAGAGGAAGAGGAGGAGGAGGAAGAGGAGGAAGAGGAAGAGGGGGAGGAGGAGGAGCUGGAGAGUGAGGGUGGCAGGAGCGACUAUCGCUUUGGUCUGAGCCUUGAAGCAGCGCGGCACCACGAGAACAAUGGCGGGCGGCUGGGCACCAGUGAGGACGAUGGGCGGCGUUCUCUCCCAGAGGGCAUGCAGGAUGGCGUCCUGGCAGCCAGCAUGCAACACUACGCUGAGGCCUUCCGUCAGCGCAGAUGUGGCUCUCUUGGCACGGACGGUGAGGCGCCCCGCGGUCUCUGUGACGAUGACUCGGAUCGUGUGGACGAGGGCUGCGGCGGGGCCGUCAAUGGCCGGGGUUCGUCACCCAGCGAGUCGGCUUCGGUGGGCCUGUCCAAGAAACUGCUGCUGAACAGCCCCAGCUCGCUCAGUCCCUUCUCCAAGCGCAUCAAGAUUGAAAAAGAGUUUGACCUGCCGACACCCACCAUUCCCAACACCGACAACGUCUACUCCCAGUGGCUGGCUGGCUACGCUGCCUCCCGGCAGCUCAAGGACCCCUUCCUAAAUUUCGGGGACUCUAGACAAUCGCCUUUCGCUUCGUCCUCUGAACACUCGUCCGAGAACGGUAGCCUGCGUUUCUCGACACCCCCUGGCGAGCUGGACGGCGGUGUGUCGGGCCGCAGCGGCACAGGCAGCGGUGGAAGCACGCCGCACCUCGGCGGCCGACCCAGUUCCAAGGAUGGCCGUCGUAGCGACACCUGCGAGUUUUGUGGGAAGAUCUUCAAGAACUGCAGCAACUUGACGGUGCACCGGCGCAGCCACACUGGCGAGCGGCCGUACAAGUGCGAGCUGUGCAACUAUGCGUGUGCCCAGAGCAGCAAGCUCACUCGCCACAUGAAGACGCACGGCCAGAUGGGGAAGGACGUUUACAAAUGCGAAAUCUGUCAGAUGCCUUUUAGCGUGUAUAGCACCCUGGAGAAACACAUGAAAAAGUGGCACAGUGACCGCGUCUUGAACAAUGACAUUAAAACUGAAUAGAGGAGCAUCACAGACUCAUCCUCCCGUCCUUCGGUUUUGUGUACAAUUCCCCGUUUCACCAGUCCGGUGGAGGCUAAGGCGACGUGCUCGGCACCAGCACACCUUGUUUCAUAUUUACGUUGAAUGCAUGAUCUGUAUUGGGGCAAUACUAUUGCAUCGACGCAACACUUUGAGCCUUUCUCUUGUGCAAUAAUUUACCUGUUGUGUACUUUUUUUUAUAUUUAGACAGCAUGUUCGGUAUGUUUUGGCUACUUUUAAGAAGUUGUCCUUGAUUGGUUAGUUGUUGAGUAAAUGUGUUGCUGUUUCUUGUUAUUUUUUCAUUUUAUAAAAAGAAAGAUAAGACCAUGCUGCAUACUUUUUGUAAUACAUAUCAUGUACAGGUCUCUGUUAUAACAUGGAGGAAAAAACAGUCUAUCGCGUGACCCCUGGACAAGACUCGGAAUCGCACUUACAACAAAUCUUUCUAAAAGAUUUCCCUCCAUAUCAGGUUUCAAAUAUCAAUUGGAUCCUUGUGUAGAAAUUUUUUAAGCAGUUGCAGCCAUAAAAUUAAUAGAAAAAUGGGUUAAAAGAAUUCAUCUAUUUGAAUUUGUACUAUCAUUUGGUUAAAAAAAGAGUGCCUUGGAUGUCUUGAAGCCCUAUUUGUUAGUCCUCCUAUUUGCUAUAAGCUUGGAUUUUCAGCUAGAUACUGGAAAGGGGUCUACCAGACCCUAAAUAAGGUUCUUGCAUCAAGUACCUGACUGAUACAGUCAACUCUGGCUUAAGAGAAAAAAAUAACGAUGAGCAGAAAUUUCUAGUUGUCCUUUAGCUACCUAUUACGUGUAUAUUCUUUGAAUUAUGACUCUGUUUACUGGCAUGGUACAUACUGUAUUGAGUGGGGUUUUUGUUUUUUCUUUUUUUCUAGUACCGUAUGCAGUGGUACAGUAAAUUCCUGCUAACUGUAAAUUCACGACCUUAAGCAUUUCUAAUGUUUAUUUAAUUUUCUCAAUGAAAGCUGUCCGUAGCACAAAACUGAUGUUGCUUGGAUUUUCAGUGUGCAGACCAGGCAGUAUUAAUGACCAAUGCACCUGAAGGCCCAAGGGCAUUUUCAUCCUGACAAGCUAAGGCAGUGGGGGGUCGUCGGGGAACAUGAGAGUUUCUGGGAAUGCAGGAGAGGUGGGAGAGAGAAACUCCAUGUCUCUCAGAUUUCCUUCGAAAGAUGCACAUUUCCUCCACACUUUACUUCCUUAGAACAGAAUUUCAUUCUCGAGAAGUGCAGUAUGUCUGCCCAUGGUCCCCAAAACAAAGAUAAGAAAAGUGUACUCUUUUUCUGUUUUAUUUUCAUUUUUCAUACACUGUGUGCUAUCUGUGUUGACAUGAGAGACUUCAGUCUUCUGACGCAUCAGCCCCAGUUUCUGUUGCAAACAUUACUUGUCACUCCACCCCACAGCCUGUAUCUGUUGCUUGAACCGGUCGUACAGUGGUCGAGUAUAAAAAAAGGCGGCUCUUUUGCGGGAAAAGUAAGGUGCACUGUUCUCAUUUUCCCAGUUUACAGGUAUAUGCUCAAGGGAAAACUCAGUUUAGAUGGACGGUUCCAUACGAGGAGAUUUACUUAUCAAAAAAGAGUCACGUGUGUCGGUCUGUUGGCAGCCAUUCUCCUGCUGGGCUGGGCCACAGGUGUCAGAAUAGUGGUUGGGCGUGUCCCCUGCUAGAGAAUGAAUAAUCCAGCCUUGCUGCUCCCUUAGCAAGGAUUUUUGUACAAUUUUUUUAAAAGAAAUAAAUGAAUAUUACAAUGACU